AACACAAGCAACGACUGAGCCAGUGCAGCGAGCCUGGGGCGCCGCCUCGUCAUCCGCGUUCUCGCUCCCCACCAGAGAGACGGCCACACCCACGGAGGCGCAGACGGAACGAGCCGUGUAAUCGCCGCCGCAGCAGCUCCGGAGAAACUCUCCCCACCGCAUUUAAUAAAGCAAAACAUGGCAGCGGCAGGAGCUGCGUCUAACCCCGGCGGGGGUCCGGAGAUGGUGCGGGGCCAGGCGUUCGACGUAGGCCCUCGAUACAUCAAUCUGGCUUAUAUCGGCGAGGGAGCGUACGGCAUGGUGUGUUCUGCCCAUGACAAUGUUAACAAAGUUCGAGUUGCUAUCAAGAAAAUCAGCCCAUUUGAGCAUCAGACAUACUGCCAGCGAACAUUGCGGGAGAUCAAAAUCUUGCUACGUUUUAAACAUGAAAACAUCAUUGGGAUAAACGACAUUAUUCGCGCUCCAACCAUUGAGCAGAUGAAAGAUGUGUACAUUGUGCAGGACCUCAUGGAGACAGACCUCUAUAAGCUCCUGAAGACUCAGCAUCUUAGCAAUGACCAUAUCUGCUAUUUCUUGUACCAGAUUCUGAGAGGAUUAAAGUACAUCCAUUCAGCCAAUGUUCUACAUCGUGAUCUUAAGCCUUCAAAUUUGCUGCUUAACACUACCUGUGAUCUCAAGAUCUGUGAUUUUGGAUUGGCUCGUGUUGCAGACCCAGAUCAUGAUCACACUGGCUUUCUCACAGAAUAUGUAGCCACUCGCUGGUACAGAGCUCCUGAGAUCAUGCUGAAUUCCAAGGGCUAUACCAAAUCAAUUGACAUCUGGUCUGUUGGCUGCAUUCUUGCUGAGAUGCUUUCUAAUAGACCCAUAUUUCCUGGGAAACAUUAUCUUGACCAGCUUAAUCACAUACUUGGUAUUCUUGGAUCUCCAUCUCAAGAGGACCUAAACUGUAUAAUCAAUUUAAAAGCUAGGAAUUACUUGCUUUCCCUUCCUCACAAAAAUAAGGUGCCAUGGAACAGACUUUUCCCCAAUGCAGAUCCCAAAGCUCUAGACUUACUGGACAAGAUGCUGACUUUCAACCCCCAUAAAAGAAUUGAAGUAGAGGCAGCUUUGGCUCAUCCUUAUCUGGAGCAGUAUUAUGACCCAAGUGAUGAGCCUGUAGCUGAAGCUCCCUUUAAAUUUGAAAUGGAGCUUGAUGAUUUGCCCAAGGAGACUCUUAAGGAGCUAAUUUUUGAAGAAACCGCUAGAUUCCAGCCAGGGUACUGACCACCAUCUAACCACAGGGAAAGGAUGUGAAGGACUUUGCUGAGACAUCGGUGUUGUUCUUGCCAGUUCUUCCUCCUUGGGCGUGUCCUGUGCUCCAUCUCAGCUUGUCCAGUCUAUAACUUCUUUGAGCCAUUAUGGAGGGCAGUUCCUGGUAGUUGUGGCUUUUUAUGCUUCUGAUGAAUUCUUUCGAUAUGGAGAAUUGUUCUUGACACUCCUUUGUGAAAGUGGUGCGGCAAACACACACCUGCUGAGACCUUCAUUAACCGCUUGUACAUUAUUAUUUUUUUUUUUCUUUUUGUAUUGUUUUAUAAAGAUGCAGUGAAUUUCUUUCCAUUUUUCUGGGUUUACAGCACUCGGACUUUCACCGGCCCUACACGCUGUAUCAAACCACACAUUCAAACACUGUGGUAUUUGCCAUUGUUUUGGGUUUUUUGUUUAUUUUUCCCCUCCUUAGUUUUUACUUUUUUUUUUUUUAUUUGGGAGAGUUUUUCUCUGGGCACUUUAAAUCAAUGUAAAGCCCUAUUUACUUGCACAUAUCAUUUUAAACAAAUGCAGUUGUAAGCAUUGAAAUUCUAAUGGAGCUUAUCAUAUAUAUAUAUAUAUAUAUAUAACGGUUACUAGCUUUCUCUAGCACUUAGCAGAACCGAGCAAACUAUUUUAACCCUUUCCAUGUUUAAGGUUGAAAAGAUAAUAAUGCCCCCUAAUAAAAUGUGUGUGUACGUGCUUACAGAACUCAACCUCUCAUUCUUUUAAGCUGCUGCAAUAUAUUCAAACAGGGAAAAAAAACUUUGGGCAUUUUUGCCAUGCACUGGCCUUCUCUGGUCUGGGUUUUUUUCAUGCAUGGAGAAAUAGUAGUAUGUUGAAUUUUACAUGAGUAUAAAGCAAGUGAAACCAAAAUCUCGUUACUGUUAGCUGAGGAAGUUUAGAAUGAGACUGUGCAUUAUCACUGCAGAGGUGAAAUGCAUGCUGUCUGUACAAAGUAAGUGUGGUUAAUUUCAGCAUUGGAAUGAGUGCUUUGAUUAUAAUGCUAACCGAAAGAAUCUGCAUCUGUAGGUAACGGCGGGUUUUCUUGUCGAGAGAGGCUCUUGUUUGUAACCAACAUCUCUACUUUAUUAUUCUCAAACCUAUAUCUGCUUCAUUGAGUCUGGUACCUACAGUUCUGUAGUGUCUGAAAGAUAUAGUAAUCUUUUUCUUGCCCAGCUUGGAGCAACCCGCCAAACUAGCACUAAUUUUAAACUAUUAACAUUUCUUUGCAAGUAUUUGUUCUUGGAAUUGUAUAAUGUGGAGUUUACUAGAUGUUAUGUCGAAGUGCGGUGCCUCCUCCUUCCCCCCCACCCACCUCAAGAUUUGCCUUGUUUGAAAUGACCGUGCCCUCGCAUGACUGUUAAGCUUUUCUGUGCAAAGAUGAUUGUUUAAGUGCCACAUGCCUUUGAUGAUAUAAGAAAAUGUGUUACCUCUGAAUCAUAUUCAACUGAAAUGUUAUUCUGUAACCUACAUGAGGAGAAAACGGCUCUAUCUUAAUCCUCUUCUCUAUUCUGUCUUUCCUUGUCCGGCAGAGUUUUAACAAUUUGUCUGCACUGCCUGGAAACAUGAACAAAAAUUGCACUUGUAAAUGAAAUAAAUUGAAAUCUUCUCAUUAAUUUACAGGUUUAUUAAUUUUUUUUUCUCCAUUUGAUUUGCUUUGAAAGCUGUUUCUGUGACGUUUGUGAUUUCUUGCUAUACAUUUCUGAUUUUUUUUUGAGACUGACUUUUUUUUUUUUAAUUAUCAUUAAACUAGGUGUCCAACUAAUUGGCCAAUUUAUGUUGUCCGCUAAAAACAAAAGCCAUUUUUGGUACAUGUGCUUUAUUAUCUGACAACCCUUCUUUUUUUGUGCUUUGCUUGAAAAAGGGAUUUGCUUUGCAUCUAAACUUUUCCUGAUCUGCCAUAGACCUGCUGAUCAUUUCUCACGUAUAAGCCACAACUGAAUUUUCUCCUAUACAAGUACUGCUCAAGUGCAAGUGAAUCUGGACUGAUGUGGGCAUCAAACAUGGAGUCACUGUGCUUGUCGGAAGGCUGAAACGUCUUAUUAGAUCUACUAUGUGGUUUGAUUAAAAACACAGACACCACCAAAGAGUUAGGACAAGAUUUUGUGUAAACUGUUAAAACAUAAGCUUCUGGCAAACAUUUGGGGUUUCUGACCUAUAUUCCUGGACUCGCUUCAUAAGAUAGAAAUGAAAAUAUACUGCUAUGCACUAACACUGUUCAAACAUGUUUUUCUAGUUCUCCUCAACCCUACUUAUCAUUUUAAUUGGAUGAGGGACAGGAUAAGCCAUAUAUAUAUCAGUCUGAAAGGUGAUUAUGUAACUCAUUCCAAGUAAGUGUAUAUCAGGAAGUGCUUGAUUUCAUUCAGUUCAUACAGCUGAUCUCUCUGCUGCAUUUAUACAGCAUUGCAGCACUUCCAAGUCAACAAGCUGGGUGGGACCUGUAUUCACCGCUCUCUCACUGCUUUGGCUCUCACUGGCAGUUGAUGUAUUUAUUGUUAAUGCUUUGUAGCCAAGCUGACGAGAAUGUUCAGGAUAGCUGUAAUUAAGAAAUCGCAAGUACUUGCAAAAUGACACAUCACUCCCUUUUUCUGCAUCUAUUAUUAUUAUAAAAAGAAAAAUAUAUUCCACUGCUUUGAUUAGAGGUGUUUUCAGGAGCGAAUGGAUAGCCUUAACCUCUUGCUGCUUUUCCUUUUUUGUGGCAUUGUCCCCCACUAACUGCACUUCAAAUUCUGCCUUCACAUCUGCUCUCUUCUCAAGCAAAAUCAACACAUUUCUUAGUACUGGUUGCAGUUCCAUAUUGACUGGACUUUUUGGAACAGAGAUAUCAACUGUAAAUGUAUACUGCCUCACGUCUCUCAACGGCUCUACAUCUUUGGGAUAUAACAAAAAAAAAUUGCCAAUCCCCAGUGCAACCUAUUGCCCUUUAAACAGAUUCCUUAAAGAGCUUGUACUUGCUUUGUACUGUCGGUGCCUUUUUAGUCAUGUAUUCAAAAAAAAAUGUGUGUAGCUGACUUGGUAGACUGUACCUUUAGUAAUCUUCACUGCUUGGUGGAACGAUAAUUUACUGCUUUAAUGGUAGGUGUUAAAGGAAGAUGCAGAUCCAUCUGGCAGUGAAUAACUUACAAAAGAAAAUAUUUUAAUACAAGUAUCUGUAUGUUCCUUUAAAAUGUAUUGUAACAGCUAAAACAUGUAUUUUAUUGUGAAAGGUAUAACCUUUUAAAUCAAUUAAGGCAACAUUGUAAGAGGUUUAUAAUAUUUUUUUUGUUAAUUCUAUUGAUGUAUUUAACUUUUUCCUUACUCGGUUGAAUGUUCUAUAUUUCUGGCUUAAACGUGUAAAAAAAAAAAAAAUCUUGUAAAACUAAACAAAACUCGGAUUAAAUCAUUAAA
This is a messenger RNA of Xenopus laevis (African clawed frog), 4674 nucleotides long. It is a transcript of the gene mapk1.S, whose product is annotated as mitogen-activated protein kinase 1 S homeolog. NCBI's taxonomy places the organism in Eukaryota, Metazoa, Chordata, Amphibia, Anura, Pipidae. The record is from RefSeq and is marked provisional.